This is a messenger RNA of Abrus precatorius (Indian licorice), 1920 nucleotides long. RefSeq names its product ABC transporter G family member 9-like. The record is from RefSeq and is a predicted model, not a curated record. Gene Ontology annotation, cellular component: membrane. NCBI's taxonomy places the organism in Eukaryota, Viridiplantae, Streptophyta, Magnoliopsida, Fabales, Fabaceae. Gene Ontology annotation, molecular function: ABC-type transporter activity; ATP hydrolysis activity; ATP binding. Bases 1 to 1920 code for a protein of 639 amino acids. The transcript is spliced from 4 exons.
AUGGAUCAAGAGUUGGCAGAUAUAGAGUCUCAAACUGAGGAAACCCCUAAUAUCCACCACAAAGGAAAAAGUCCAGUGAUUCUGAAGUUUGAUGAUGUUGUGUAUAAAAUUAAAACAAAGAAAGGUGGGUUACUAAAGAAGAAAAGGGAUGCAGAAGAGAAAGUGAUACUAAAGGGAGUGACAGGUAUUGUUGAACCUGGUGAAAUGCUAGCCAUGUUAGGUCCAUCAGGAAGUGGCAAAACAACUUUGCUUACAGCAUUGGGAGGAAGGCUUGGAGGGAGGCUUGGAGGGAGCAUAACAUACAAUGGUCAAGCAUUUUCCAAUGCAAUAAAGAGGAACACUGGUUUUGUUUCCCAAGAUGAUGUUCUUUACCCCCACUUGACUGUGACUGAGACCCUUGUGUUCACUGCACUUCUUAGAUUGCCUAAUAGUAUCACCAAAGAAGAGAAAGUUGAGCAUGCAAAAGCUGUGAUAGAUCAACUUGGUUUGACCAAGUGUAAGGAUAGCAUUGUUGGAAGCCCAUAUUUGAGGGGAGUUUCUGGGGGGGAGAGAAAGAGGGUUAGCAUUGGACAAGAAUUACUAAUAAACCCAAGCUUGUUGUUUCUUGAUGAACCCACUUCUGGCCUAGACUCAACCACGGCACAAAGAAUUGUCUCAACCUUGUGGGAGCUUGCAAGUGGAGGGAGAACUAUUGUGAUGACAAUACACCAACCUUCAAGUAGGUUAUACUAUUUGUUUCAUAAGGUGUUGUUGCUAUCAGAAGGGAACACGUUGUAUUUUGGAAAGGGAUCUGAAGCCAUUGAAUAUUUUUCUAGUAUUGGAUAUGCCCCAGCAUUGGCCAUGAACCCUUCAGACUUCCUUUUGGAUCUUGCAAAUGGUACGCUUCUUUUUUCUAUGCAUUUUAGCAAAUAUGAGAUGUUAUCUGCAGGUAUCUACACUGAUGCAUUGAAUGAGGACCACACCAUAGAUAAACAGAAUUUAAUUUCAAUGUGUAAGAGAAACUUUGAUGCACAAUUGAAGCCAGCACUUGAAGGAACCAUUGACUCUGGUAAAAGUCUGAGUAGAUUUCAAGAAACAGAAAAAUGGCCCACGAGUUGGUCGCAGCAAUUCUUUGUGCUAUUAAGAAGAGAUGUCAAAGAGAGGAAGUACGAAUCAUUUUCUGGUCUGCGGAUUGGUCAGGUCCUUGUGGUUGCACUCAUUUCAGGACUACUUUGGUAUAAGUCUGAUAUUUCACAUUUGCAGGAUCAGAUUGGGCUUCUAUUCUUCAUAUCUGGCUUUUGGGGGUUUUUUCCUCUCUUUCAAGCAAUUUUCACCUUUCCUCAAGAGCUUAUGAUGCUAGAGAAAGAAAGAUCCUCAGGAAUGUAUAGGCUUUCUUCAUACUUCAUGUCAAGGAUGGUAGCUGAUCUUCCAAUGGAACUUGUUCUUCCGACAAUCUUUCUUUGCAUAACCUAUUGGAUGGCAGGGUUGAAAGCUAAAGUGGUCAAUUUCUUGUAUACACUUCUCAGCCUCUUACUAAAUGUGUUAGUCUCCCAAGGCCUAGGCCUUGCAAUUGGUGCUGGUGUAAUGGAUCAAAAAUCAGCAACCACACUCGCCUCAGUGAUUAUGUUAUGUUUUUUGCUAGCUGGUGGAUUUUAUGUUCAGCAUGUUCCAAAGUUUAUAGCAUGGGUGAAGUACAUUUCCAUCAGCUACUACACUUACCAGCUCUUUAUUGGGUCUCAAUAUAACUAUGGUGAGACAUACCCUUGUUCUAAUGGCCAGUGCCAAAUUUCAGGAUUUCCUUCCAUCAAGGAAAUGGGGUUUCAGUUUCAUUUGCAUGGACAAAUCAUGGCUGCAUCAGCAUUAGUGAUAAUGCUAGUAGGUUACAGACUUAUAGCUUAUCUUGCUCUUAUGAGGAUUGGAGUGAUAAAGAGCUUGGCCUAA